GAGACUCUGGAGAGCAAGGCGGGCGGCCGGGGGGCUAAGCGGCGGGCGGCAGAGGUGAGGGCAGCACCCCAGCUCCACGCGGUAAAACGCGCCAGGCUCACAAGGGGGUGGCCCUAGGGGGUGAGGACCGGUCUCGGCUGGGGGCGGGUCGUGGGGCGGAGCUGGGGGCGGGUCGCCAGGACGGCCCGCCGGGGGCUGGGGCCCCAGCCGCUCAGCCGGAGCGCUGCGCACCCAGCCGGUCCGCCUGUCAGGCCGCCGCCUCCAGUCGCCUGGCUUUCCGCCCUGCGGCGCCCGGCCCUUCCCCAUGCUAGCACCUCGGACUACGGAAAACGGGGUCCCCAUGUCCCAAACCGAGGCUGACUUGGCUCUGCGGCCACCGCCGGCUCUCACCUCCUCGGGGCCAACUCGCUUGGGGCCACCUCCUCGGCGAGUGCGCCGCUUCUCUGGGAAGGCUGAACCCCGACCCCGCUCUUCACGACCGAACCGCCGCAGCUCAGUCGAUUUGGGACUGCUGAGCUCCUGGUCUCAACCAGUGUCAUUCCUUCCGGAACCCCCCGAUCCUCCGGACCCCGUUGGCCGCACGAAGAGCCCACCUCCUAACGCCAAAGAAACCUCCGAGGGCACAUGGACCGGGGCAGCCCCGGUGAAGGCUGCAGACUUGGCAAGUCCUGAGCUCACGGUACCUUCGGGAGGUCCCGGGUCCCGGGAACCACCGAGGCUUCUUGAUGCUGCAGCCCGGGAGCGGCGGCGGGAGCAGGAAGAGAAAGAGGACACAGAGACCCAGGCUGUGGCAACGUCUCCAGACGGCCGAUACCUCAAGUUUGACAUUGAGAUUGGAAGAGGCUCCUUCAAGACGGUGUAUCGAGGGCUAGACACCGACACCACGGUAGAGGUGGCCUGGUGUGAACUGCAGAUGUCCAGGCACCCUUGCUCUUCUUGCCGGCAUGAUCUCACUGACUCUGGGUGGGUUCCGGAGAAACUGAGGCAGACUCGGAAACUAUCUCGAGCUGAACGGCAGCGAUUCUCCGAGGAGGUUGAGAUGCUUAAGGGGCUGCAGCACCCCAACAUCGUCCGCUUCUAUGACUCGUGGAAGUCGGUGCUGAGGGGCCAGGUUUGCAUCGUGCUGGUCACUGAACUCAUGACCUCCGGCACGCUCAAGACGUACCUGAGGCGGUUCCGCGAAAUGAAGCCCCGAGUCCUUCAGCGCUGGAGUCGCCAAAUCUUGCGGGGACUUCAUUUCCUACAUUCCCGCGUGCCCCCCAUCCUGCACCGAGAUCUCAAGUGUGACAACGUUUUCAUUACCGGCCCUUCAGGCUCUGUCAAAAUCGGAGAUCUCGGACUGGCCACACUCAAGCGCGCCUCCUUUGCCAAGAGCGUCAUCGGGACCCCGGAAUUUAUGGCCCCCGAGAUGUAUGAGGAAAAGUACGACGAGGCCGUGGACGUGUACGCCUUUGGGAUGUGCAUGCUGGAGAUGGCUACAUCUGAGUAUCCCUACUCUGAGUGCCAGAACGCAGCACAAAUCUACCGCAAGGUCACUUCGGGCACAAAGCCCAACAGCUUCUACAAGGUGAAGAUGCCGGAGGUGAAGGAGAUCAUUGAAGGCUGCAUCCGCACGGAUAAGAACGAGAGGUUUACCAUUCAGGAUCUCCUGGCCCACGCGUUCUUCCGCGAGGAACGAGGUGUGCACGUGGAACUGGCAGAAGAGGAUGACGGGGAGAAGCCGGGUCUCAAACUCUGGCUGCGCAUGGAGGAUGCGCGGCGCGGGGGGCGCCCACGGGAUAACCAGGCCAUCGAGUUCCUGUUCCAGCUUGGUCGGGACGCUGCUGAGGAGGUGGCUCAGGAGAUGGUAGCCUUGGGCUUAGUUUGCGAAGCUGACUACCAGCCAGUGGCCCGUGCAGUCCGGGAACGGGUUGCUGCCAUCCAGCGGAAGCGGGAGAAGCUUCGAAAAGCUAGGGAGUUGAAGGUCCUUCCACAGGAGUCAGGACCUCCUCCAGCAACUGUGUCCAUGGCUCCUGGUGCCACCAGUGCCUUCCCCCCCGAGCCCGAGGAACCAGAGGCUGACCAGCACCAAUCCUUCCUCUUCCGCCAUGCUAGCUACUCAUCUACCACCUCUGAUUGCGAGACUGAUGGCUACCUCAGCUCCUCCGGCUUCCUGGAUGCCUCAGACCCUGUCCUUCAGCCCCCUGGGGGGGUGCCAUCCAGCCCCGCUGAGUCCCAUCUCUGCUUGCCCUCGAGUUUCGCCUUGUCCAUUCCACGCUCUGGCCCUGGCAGUGACUUUUCUCCUGGGGACAGCUGUGCCUCAGAUGCAGCAUCAGGCCUCAGUGACAUGGGAGAAGGGGGGCAGACGAGGAAACCUCCAGUGAAGAGCCUUCGUCGGAGACCCCGAUCCCGGCUUCGGGUCACUAGUGUCUCAGACCAGAAUGACAGAGUUGUGGAGUGCCAGCUCCAGACCCACAACAGCAAGAUGGUGACCUUCCGAUUUGAUCUGGAUGGGGACAGCCCGGAGGAGAUUGCAGCAGCCAUGGUGUACAAUGAGUUCAUUCUGCCCUCGGAGCGAGAUGGAUUCCUGAGCAGGAUCCGAGAGAUUAUCCAGCGAGUGGAGACCUUGCUGAAGAGAGAUCCUGGUCCUCCGGAGACUGCUGAAGAUGCCCUGAGCCCUCAGGCAGAGCCAGCAGCACCGCCUGCCCUCCCAGGCCCACCAAAUGCAGAGCCCCAGAGAAGCAUCUCCCCGGAACAGAGGAGCUGGGCAGCCUUCUCUACCUCUCCAUCUUCUCCUGGAACCCCCCUGUCCCCUGGAACCCCAUUUUCCCUUGGGACACCCCCUGUCUUCCCAUGCCCCAUCUUUCCGAUCCCUUCACCCUCAUGCCAUCCCUGCCCAUUCUCCCAGGUCUCUUCAAACCCCUGUCCGCAGACCCCCAGCUCCCCACUUCCACCCUUCGCUAGUGCUCCUCAGUUCCCAUUCCCUUCUUCUCACCUUCCUGUGAGUGCCCUCCCCACCAGCUCUCCCCACCCAUUCCCUCCAGGUUGUUCCCAAGUCACUCUCAGCCCCUCUUCUUUUCCUGCCUGCCCCUCUCCUCCCCCCCUCCCUGCUACCACAGCAGGCCCCCUCCUCUCUCUGGCUAGUGCCUUCUCUCUGGCUGUGAUGACCGUGGCCCAGUCCCUGUUGUCCCCUUCCCCUGGGCUUCUUUCUCAGUCUCCUCCAGGUCCCUUGCCUAGCCUGUCCCUUCCCCUAGCUUCUUGUGGCCAGGAGAGCCUUUUACCCCAAAUGGCGGAGACACAGAGUGAGGCUUCCCCAAAUUCUGCUCAGCCACUACUGGGAGAAGCUAGACUGGCGCCCAUCUCUGAAGAGGGAAAGCCCCAGCUUGUUGGGCGCUUCCAAGUGACUUCAUCCAAGGAACCGGCAGAGCCGCCCCUGCAGCCAGCACCCCCAACUCUCUCCAGUUCCCUAAAACUUCCAACCCCUGAGCUGACCUCAGAGAGCUCAGACACAGAGGACAGUGCUGCAGGAGGACCAGAGACCAGGGAGGCUCUGGCAGAGAGUGACCGUGCAGCCGAGGGCCUAGGGGUGGCGAUCGAAGAGGAAGGGAAUGACGGGGCCCGGACUGGAGGAAGUUCCCCGCUCUUGAGUCAUCCCAGCCCAGUGUGGAUGAACUACUCCUACAGCAGCCUGUGUCUGAGCAGUGAGGAGUCAGAGAGCAGUGGGGAGGAUGAGGAGUUCUGGGCUGAGCUGCAGACUCUUCGGCAGAAACACUUAUCAGAAGUGGAGACACUGCAGACCCUACAGAAAAAAGAAAUCGAGGACUUGUACAGCCGGCUUGGGAAGCAGCCCCCGCCUGGUAUCGUAGCCCCAGCCGCUAUGUUGUCCAGCCGCCAGCGCCGCCUCUCCAAGGGCAGCUUCCCCACCUCUCGCCGUAACAGCCUGCAGCGCUCUGACCUCCCUGGCCCUGGCAUCAUGCGAAGGAACUCCCUGAGUGGCAGCAGCACCGGCUCCCAGGAGCAGCGGGCAAGCAAGGGGGUGACAUUCGCCGGGGAUGUUGGCAGGAUGUGAAUUCAGAACAGAAGUCCUAUGUCUCCCCAACACCAGGGCCCACUGUGGCACCUGGGCUCUCAGAAUCUGAUGCUUUGGUGACCAGCUGAACUCAGAACACCCCAGCACUGAGGGGGCAUAGAAAGUGCGAUUGUGUUAUCCUGAAGAGAGUAAAACAAUGUGGGGGCUCAGCUGUAUGGAAAUGUCAUUUCUGUCCCUACCCCCCCUUCAUCUUUGCUCCUCCCCAGGCAAGGGCUAACCACUAAGCAAUCCCACUCAAGUCCAGAUGCUUCUAGAAGGCCAGCUGGGAGUGUAGCAGGUGUGCUUACACCACCAAAGUGAACAGCAAUCAAUAAAAAUACU
Messenger RNA from Microtus oregoni (creeping vole), 4390 nucleotides. RefSeq names its product WNK lysine deficient protein kinase 4 (gene Wnk4). Gene Ontology annotation, biological process: positive regulation of potassium ion import across plasma membrane; intracellular signal transduction; positive regulation of sodium ion transmembrane transporter activity. The transcript has 20 exons. Gene Ontology annotation, cellular component: cytosol; cytoplasm. The record is from RefSeq and is a predicted model, not a curated record. The coding region runs from base 305 to 4048 and encodes 1247 amino acids. Gene Ontology annotation, molecular function: protein serine/threonine kinase activity; ATP binding; chloride channel inhibitor activity. NCBI's taxonomy places the organism in Eukaryota, Metazoa, Chordata, Mammalia, Rodentia, Cricetidae.